This is a messenger RNA of Anneissia japonica, 1343 nucleotides long. Its product is annotated as cytoplasmic tRNA 2-thiolation protein 1-like. Gene Ontology annotation, biological process: tRNA wobble position uridine thiolation. The transcript has 13 exons. Gene Ontology annotation, molecular function: tRNA binding. The coding region runs from base 78 to 1070 and encodes 330 amino acids. Lineage: Eukaryota; Metazoa; Echinodermata; Crinoidea; Comatulida; Comatulidae. Gene Ontology annotation, cellular component: cytosolic tRNA wobble base thiouridylase complex; mitochondrion. The record is from RefSeq and is a predicted model, not a curated record.
AUUUCACAAUCAAAACAAAAAUUACACGUGGUGGUGUUGGCUAGGCCUAGGUAGUGUGAUUUAAAAAAAAACCUAAAAUGCCGACUCCUUGUGGCUUAUGUGAAAAGUCUGCGAUUCUGAAACGACCAAAAACGGGAGAUGCACUUUGCAAAGACUGUUUCUACUAUGCAUUUGAAACAGAAAUUCAUCAAACAAUAAUUGAUGCCAAGUUAUUCAACCGUGGAGAAACUGUAGCAGUCGGAGCUUCUGGUGGUAAAGAUUCUACAGUGUUAGCACAUGUACUAAAAGUGUUGAAUGAACGUUAUGACUAUGGAUUGAAUCUUAUUCUGCUGUCCGUGGAUGAAGGCAUCAGUGGCUAUAGGGAUGAUUCUCUUGAGACAGUAAAGCGUAAUCAGCAACAGUAUGAUUUACCUUUGAAGAUAGUUUCCUAUGAGGAACUGUAUGGAUGGACAAUGGAUAAGAUUGUUGAAAAGAUUGGAUUGAAGAAUAAUUGUACAUUUUGUGGUGUGUUUAGAAGACAAGCCCUUGAUAGGGGUGCAAUACUUGUGAAGGCUGACAAAAUUGUGACAGGUCACAAUGCAGAUGAUAUAGCAGAAACAGUAUUAAUGAAUGUUCUACGUGGGGAUAUUGCCAGACUUAGACGUUGUACAGCAAUAACAACAGGCACAGAAGGGUUUUUACCCAGAUGCAAACCUUUUAAAUAUACAUAUGAGAAAGAGAUUGUUAUGUAUGCAUACUUUAAAAAACUUGAUUACUUUUCAACUGAAUGUAUUUAUUCUCCAAAUGCUUACCGUGGCCAUGCUCGAACAUUUUUAAAAGAUUUGGAAAAAAUUCGACCAAGUUCAAUCAUAGACAUCAUUCAUUCUGGUGAGAGUUUAUCAAUUAAGAAAGAUGUAAAGAUGCCAACUCAAGGAACUUGUAACCAGUGCGGAUAUAUCUCCAGUCAUACAGUCUGCAAGGCCUGCGUGUUGUUAGAAGGCCUCAACAAAGGACUACCAAAACUUGCUAUAGGAAAGUCACACAAGGCCAGUAAAAAGCUUGGCCUGGGAUUAUUACCAGUCCAAAUAUGAAGACAAAGAGCAUGAAGAAAAACAGCAUCAAGAAAAUCAGCAUGAAGAAAUACAGCAUCAGGAAAAGGACCAUCAGGAAAGCAACACCAGGAAAAGGAGCAUCAGGAAAGCAACACCAGGAAAAGGAGCAUCAGGAAAAACAACAUCAGGAAAAGGAGCAUCAGGAAAAACAACAUCAGGAAAAACAACAUCAAGAAAAACAGCAUUAAGAAACACAGCAUCAAGAAAAACAGCAUCAAGAAACACAGCAUCAAGAAACACAACAUCAAGAAA